UUCUCUCACUUUCUCGCUGUCCAAACAAGAAAAAAAAUGGGGAGAGACGAUUUAUACAUUACAGUUCCAUGUUUUUUUCGGUGCCCGAUAUCGUUGGAUGUGAUGAAAUAUCCGGUGAGCUUGUGCACGGGCGUUACAUACGACCGAGCCAGCAUCCAGCAGUGGCUAGACGAUGGCAACAACACGUGUCCGGCCACAAUGCAAGUUCUCAAAACCAAAGAGCUCGUCCCGAAUCGGAAUUUACAACGUCUCAUCCAGAUCUGGUUCGACUCAGUCGCUCGCUGUCAACCCGAUUCAGUUGUCGUUCCUUCUCAAAAUCAGGUCAAACUCUUGGUCAAACAUCUUGACAACAACAAUUGCUUUUCAUCGUUAACGAAGAUCCUUCACUUCGCAAAAGAAUCGGGGGGAAAUCGUGAAUUCCUCGCGAGAAUUAACUUGUUUUUAGACAAAGUGUUCGAUUUCAUGAGGAAUGAGGAAAUCGACAUCAAAAUAGUCGAAAAAGUUGUUGAGCUUUUGGAUUUGAUGUCAAAUAACAUUUCUGAUAAGAAGCCAUUGCUGGAAACGAAUUGCUUGUCGAAGAUUUUUCUGAUUUUACAAAGAGGGAAUUCAGAUUCACAAAUUCGAGCGGUUCGAAUACUGGAAUCCGUAGCUGUCGAUGAAGAAUCCAAGCUCAAAAUAGCUCAGAAAGAGGGAUUGAUCCCCGAAUUGGUGAAAUCUUUAAGGAAAGAGAAGAACCCAAUAUUGAUCGAAGCGAGCUUAUCUUGUUUGAUCGCAAUCACAAUUCCAAAACGCAUAAAAAUUAAACUAAUCCAACACCGAACAAUCCCAGAACUAAAGAACCUUUUAUCCCAACCAAACACCAUCAUUUCGAUAACCGAGAAGUCACUGAAGCUACUGGAAGCGUUAUCGUCCUGCAAAGAAGAAAAAGUGGAGAUAUGGCAGGAUUCGGUGUUGUUACAAAGGGUAUUUGAGAAAGUGAUGAAAGUAUCGAGCAAUGCGACGGAACACGCGGUGGCGAUACUUUGGAGCGGUUGUUAUUUGUUCAGAGAGCGGAAAGCGCAAGAAGCGGUGGUGGGCAGCAGCAAUGGGAUGACCAAGUUGUUGUUGCUGAUGCAGAGCAAUUGUUCGCCGGCGGUUAGGCAAAUGUCGGCCGAUUUACUCAAGAUUUUUCAGGUUAAUUCGAAGCUUUGUUUAUCGAGUUAUGAUACUAAGAUCACCCAUAUUAUGCCGUUUUGAAAAAUUUUCCUGGGAAGAAGAAAAACCCAGAUUUGUAAAUCAAAGGAAAACUUUCAUACCAAAAUUUUGUGUUCAAUGUUACUUUCGAAAUCAAUUGGUUUGAAAUUAUGAUAAGUUGAAAAUUGAUUUGAUGUUAAACUGGGAAAAGGACAAAA
Molecule: messenger RNA, 1391 nt
Organism: Hibiscus syriacus
Lineage: Eukaryota; Viridiplantae; Streptophyta; Magnoliopsida; Malvales; Malvaceae
Product: U-box domain-containing protein 28-like
Exons: 1
Coding region: 37-1236 (399 amino acids)
Biological process (GO): protein ubiquitination
Molecular function (GO): protein binding; ubiquitin protein ligase activity
Source: RefSeq, a predicted model, not a curated record